AGUUUUUAGCCAUGAGAAAGCCUAAUGGUCGCAAAAGAGUUGAGAUGGCAAAGAUGCAAAAGAAGAGCAACUUAGAGGUAACUUUUUCUAAACGUCGUGUUGGUCUCUUUAAGAAGGCAACUGAACUUGCUAUCCUAUGCGAAGCUAAAGUUGCCACUGUGAUUUUUUCUCCUAGCAACAAAAUUUACACAUUUGGUCACCCUUCUGUCAAUUCUAUUGUGGAUAAGUUCCUUGGACUAAAUCUUGACGAGCCCACUUAUCACAAUGAUAGAGUUGGUGAGGUAAUUAAUCAGCUAAACCAGAUGGAGGACAGACUUAGAGACGAGAAAAGACAUGGAGAAACACUUCAAACAACGGGGGAGAAAGCUCCUGUGCUUGAAGAACUCAACUAUUUCCAACUUCAAGAACUGAGCGAGGCCCUGGAAGCCAAACAAAAGGAAGUCGAAAGAAUGGCGAACCAACAAAAGGAGAAUGGUAUUGUCUUCCCCUAUAGAACACUUGGAGGUGCAUUGGCUCUUUCAUCUGGUUCUGAUGCUGGACCAUCUGGACCCCGUGACUAGAUUUUUCUCAUUUGAAAAAAAAAAAAAAAAAAAAAAAAAGACUCCAAAAACCUACUUAUAGACUAAUAUGGUCAAACUAUUUAUUUUUCGUAUGAACUCUUUUCCCUAGAACUUGUGUGUUUGUUUCUAGCUUUCUGGUUAAACGUUGGAAAAGAGGUACUAUCUCUAUGUAGAGAAAGGGUACCUGAAUAAAUUAUGCUAGAGAAUGUCUGUUUUUUGUGUGUUGUUUACUUUGUCAUUACGUUCAAACGUCUUAGAACUUCUUUUCGUCUAUCAAUUUAAGAAAAUAUGUUAC
Lycium ferocissimum is the source of this 855-nucleotide messenger RNA. Its product is annotated as agamous-like MADS-box protein AGL62. The coding region runs from base 12 to 560 and encodes 182 amino acids. The record is from RefSeq and is a predicted model, not a curated record. Gene Ontology annotation, biological process: regulation of transcription by RNA polymerase II. Gene Ontology annotation, molecular function: protein dimerization activity; DNA-binding transcription factor activity, RNA polymerase II-specific; RNA polymerase II cis-regulatory region sequence-specific DNA binding. Lineage: Eukaryota; Viridiplantae; Streptophyta; Magnoliopsida; Solanales; Solanaceae. The transcript has a single exon.